AUGCUCUUUUAUGCGACCUUCAUCGCGCUUGCAAGCUGUAUUUCUCAACAAACACUCUUCGUAGGGGCCGUUUUUCUCCCCAACGAUGCGUCUAUCCCGUCUAGUGCGAGGUCAGACAUAGUCGACACUGGGUACGCCCGGUAUCUUGGCAAUAGGACGUACCCCAACACAGUCGCCUACCUCGGAAUUCCUUAUGCCGAACCACCUUUGGGCGAGAGAAGGUUCCGAGCCCCACUGCCUCUGAACAUCCGUCGUGUUGCUAGUGAAACCAAAGGCAGAGUGGUGGAUGCGAGAGAUUAUCCAGAUUUCUGCAUUCAAGGAACGAUUGGUGCUGGCGAUGCAGGAGGAGCGGGUAGUGAAGAUUGCCUCAAAGUAAAUAUAUACGCUCCAGCCGGCGCAAAAAGAGGUAGCAAUCUGUCCGUUCUUGUGUAUACGCACGGCGGAGGCUUUACAUACGGUAACCCGAGGAAUUGGCCUUUCGACCACUGGAUCAACCAAAGUCCAAACGUCGUCGUUGUCUCUGUUUACUACCGGCUCUCGUCCUUCGGUUUCCUUGCUACCCCAGCAUUUACAGACGCGACUGUCGGUGACUUCAAUGCUGGUUUCCUCGACCAAGUUCAGGCACUUCGUUGGGUCCGGGCGAACAUUGCCAGCUUUGGAGGCAAUUAUAGGAAAGUAACGAUCAAUGGAGAGAGUGCAGGCGGCGCAUCAGUGGCUCUGCACCUUGUUGCGAGCACGAGGAACGAGGGCCUUUACAGUGCCGCCAUUGGGCAGAGCGUGUGGAGGACACCAGUUCCGACUCCGGAGGAGCAACAGCCUCUUUUCGAGUUUUACGCGAAGCAUGCUGGAUGCGGAGAAGGCACGGCUCCUGCUCAAGUCGCAUGCUUGAGAAAGGCCAGUGUCAGCGCUCUUGCACGGGCCCAGGAUGCUGCUGCCCCACCACUAUUCACUGGAGGUUACAAUAGGUUCCGUCCAGUCCUAGACGGCAAGAUUAUCACCGAUUACCCGACGAGGUCGUUCCUUACUGGCAACUUCGCUGGGGUCCCUUUAAUCGUUGGGUCAACGACAAACGACACCGUCUCCGGAGGAACUGACACCGCUGCAAAUCUGAGAGCGUCCUUCCCAUCGAUAUCGGACACAGCUAUCAAGGCUCUAAUUGAUGCUUACCCACUCGCCGAUUUCGCCUCAUCAGUAGCAUUGCAACUCCAAACCAUCCUCGGCGACACGCAAUUCCGAUGCGCUGGCUACAUCAUGGGAACAGCAUUCAGCAAGGUGACCAGAUCGUGGACGUAUCGCUAUAACCAACCAACUCCUGGCGCGGCUGCGGUACACCACGCUGCAGAGAACUGGAUGAUGUUCAAGGGUACGAGUACUGGAUUCAACGGAACGACAACCUUUCAGCCCCAGUCACCAACCGAAGAGGCGUUUGCUGAGGAGCUGAUCGCUUAUUGGCUUUCCUUCAUACGCUCCAACGACCCAAACACCUUCAAGCUGGCUCGGUCUCCUACUUGGACUGAAUACACCCCAACCUCCGCCCGGAUCGUCCUUACCGCGGGCCCUACAGUUCAGCCCGGGACUGCUGUCGUCAGUGGGACUACAUUGGAGGUAGAGAACGAGACAGGCAUUGCGAGGUGUAAACUCGUCGCGAGUCAAGUUGACGAACAGCAGAAUUAA
This is a messenger RNA of Cyclocybe aegerita, 1674 nucleotides long. NCBI's taxonomy places the organism in Eukaryota, Fungi, Basidiomycota, Agaricomycetes, Agaricales, Hemipholiotaceae. The record is from the annotation of a GenBank genome assembly.